AAACGAGGACAGUAUGAAGUGGAAACACUCAGCCCAUAAAAGCCCAAACCUCACAACAGGGAGAGAGAAGUAGGGUUGGCUUUCUCACUCUCAAUCAGUGGGUUUUCAUCUCUUCGCUUUCUGAGUUCUAGGGUUUUGUGACAUCCCUUGGAACUUUCUUGAUCCAAUGGAGGAAGACAACAGCGCGAGGAUGAAGGGGGUCGUGAAGUGGUUCAGUGACCAAAAGGGUUUCGGUUUCAUCACCCCCGACGACGGCGGCGAAGAUCUCUUUGUCCACCAGUCCUCCAUCAAAUCCGACGGCUUUCGCAGCCUCGGCGACGGCGAGGCCGUUGAGUUCGUCAUCGAUUCAGGCGACGACGGCCGCACCAAAGCCGUCGACGUCACCGGCCCCAACGGCGCUCCCGUUCAGGGCACUACCCGCGGAGGAGGCGGAGGAAGAGGUGGCGGUGGGUAUGGAUCUAGUGGAGGACGCGGAGGCGGCGGCGGCGGCAGGGGUGGACGCGGGGGUGGCGGUUCGGGCGGCGGCGGCGGGUGGGUAACGGCGGUGGGUGGAAAUGCUUGUUUUAAGUGUGGGGAAUCGGGACACAUGGCUAGGGACUGCUUUCAAGGCAGCGGCGGCGGGGGUGGAGGCGGGAGGUAUGGCGGCGGCGGAGGCGGCGGCGGUGGUGGAGGUGGUUGCUACAACUGUGGUGAAGAUGGGCAUUUUGCUCGUGAAUGCCCUAAUGCUUCUCGUUGAAAUGGGUCGAAUCAAAAGCGUGUAUCUUCACGGUUAUUUUCCACUAUCAUCUUUCAAUUUCUUACUGUUCUUGCUAGUUUUUUUAUUUUUUUUGUUUUUGAUUUUUAAUAGGUGAACCAUAUAAUAGAUUUGCUGUUAUUUUAAUGGUCACCUCUUUUUUAUGAUAUUUUGAGUGUUUGCUUUUCAUAGGAUUUCUGGGAUUUGGUGCUUGUAAUCUCUUUCUUCUUUCUAAAGUAGGUCUCUUUGUAUUGAUGGUAUGAUGGGUUUUCAGGGCUUCUCUCUGUCUCUACAUACAUAUAUACACAUGUAUAUUCAUACAUGUCGUUUUGCUAUGAAAGAAUUAAGGUUUACUGAAAUUUUGUGA
Camellia sinensis is the source of this 1100-nucleotide messenger RNA. The record is from RefSeq and is a predicted model, not a curated record. NCBI's taxonomy places the organism in Eukaryota, Viridiplantae, Streptophyta, Magnoliopsida, Ericales, Theaceae.